AUGUAUUCGGAAGGUAGAUUGCCGAAAGUUUUCUUGAUUUUCGCGGGCUUUAUAAUAUUCAGUUUAUGUGGUGAGGUGGUAAGUCAGAGGUAUCCGCCGGCGCCAGGACUACUGAAAUACUUGGAGCAAGACGUCUGCUACAGCCUGUACUACUAUCUUAAUUGGACCUCGUUGGCCGAUUGCAAAACAAACUUCGAAGAAACUGGAAUAUCAGAUAUACCUUCGACGGUGAAAGUUAGAUGUCAAUCAAAAAACUCUAUACGUUUUGAAACCGAACCCUCGGAGCACUGGCAACUAUUCAUUUUAAUGGAACAUGAUAACUUCGAUCCAAUACCAUUCACGCUAAUCGAACCAAAUAAUAUAUUCGGAGAAUUGAUAACGACCGCAAAUAAAGAAUACCAGAUCUGGUCGACUUAUUUGGACGAGUAUGGGACGCUUCAGGAUUGGAUGGAAGGUCCGAUCGUUUUAAAGUUUGAUCAGCGCAAUCAGCAACCGGACGAUAUAAAGUACAACGUGACGCAGGAGUUCAAAUACAUAAUCUUAGGCAACGAUUCCUAUACGAUCAACGGAAAAUUCGUUUGGAACACCACAGGUGAUCGGGACCUAUGCUUUGAUAUCGCGAAUAUUUGCCAAAACACGAACAUGAAGCACGCUAAAAUAUGGCCAACAGCACACCCCAGCUUUGAUGUGGAAAAUCUAGUUUUGAAUGACGAAUGUGAAAUUCACGUGAAGGGUAUUCACGGAACCACGAAACACAAAUACAAAACUCCAUCCUGUUUCGAAUUGCCCGAAUGUUUUUUAAAUAACAUGGAACCGGAGAUUCCACAAGACGUGGCCAUAGCCGCCGAUCAAGAUUUGCGGGGCUGGUGGAACAUCAACGUAGCGUGGGCGAAGCCACAUUUUCAACCGGAGAUUUAUAAUGUGACCGUUCGAGCUAAUAUGAUAAGAUCGAUUAUUUUACCCGGGAACGCGACUGAGACUACAUUUAGAAACAUACCCAACACGUUCCUUAGCGCCGGCAAAAUCUACAAUGUUUCGGUAUAUGCAAUAAUUGGCCAAAAAGCUUCCCACACGAGUAGAAGAGCUUUUACUCCAGGCAUGCUGCGCUGGGUGUGGGCGGGCGCCACGGCAGGCGCGGGGUGCGCGGCGGGGGGGCUGCUCGCGGCCACCCUGCUGUGCUGUGGACACCGCCGCGCCACCAGUCGCGUGUCACAGGAAGACCCCGACGAGAAAACGCCCAAAGAAGACGAUGUCGAAAUCAUCGGCAUCGAAUCGGGCAGCGCAGACGAUCACUGGGAGGUACGCUCGGACCGGGUGCUACUGCACGAAGUCAUCGGCGAAGGAGCCUUUGGCGUCGUGCGGAGAGGCACUCUCGCGCCGGGAGGCAAGUCGGUCGCUGUUAAAAUGUUAAAAGAAUUUCCAUCACAGGAAGAAGUAAGGUCUUUUCGGUCUGAGAUGGAGUUGAUGAAGAGUGUAGGUGCUCAUCCCCAUGUUGUCAGUUUAGUUGGAUGUUGUAGUGGACGAAAACCCCUCAUCGUCGCUGAAUAUUGCAGUAGAGGAGAUCUCCUCAGCUAUUUGAGAUGCUCUUGGGACAUGAUCGUGUCGAAACAUACCGCAAAGUACUACAAUAAUAAUAUGGACAACAUGGAUAGCUCCAAACUAAAAGUCCAUAAAGAACACACAAAGCUUGUCGUUAACAAACUCUACGAGUUACAAGGUCCGUGUGAGACUGAACUAACGCCUUUAGACUUACUCUCUUUCUGUCGUCAAAUCGCUAUGGGCAUGGAAUUUUUAGCUUCAAACAGAAUUGUACAUCGGGACUUGGCUGCUAGAAAUGUAUUGGUAACUGAAGAUAAGACUUUAAAGAUAGCAGAUUUUGGUCUAUCUAGAGAUAUUUACGAAGAGAAUCAGUAUAAACAGAAAGGAAACGGUAAGAUGCCUGUGAAAUGGAUGGCAUUGGAGUCCUUGACUAGAAGGGUAUACACGACGCAGAGUGAUGUUUGGUCCUUCGGCGUGGUGAUAUGGGAGAUAGUAACAGUGGGAGGCUCGCCAUAUCCAGAGGUGCCCGCAGCGCGCUUAGUGAGAUCGUUAAGAUCCGGUUACAGGAUGCCAAAACCGGUCAACUGUAGUAAGCCAUUGUACGAUAUUAUGAGGGCUUGUUGGAACGCGAGUCCUCGUGACAGGCCUACGUUUCCAGAGUUGCACCAGAAGCUCGACGACCUGCUGCAUAGUGCGUGUGCAAACGAAUAUAUAACUCUGGAAGUGGAUGUUGACGAAGCACCUUCAACGCCGAAACCGCAAAGAUACAUCAAAAUGUUGAUCAGGGGCAAAUUACCUUGGAGUCGUGAAAGUUACGAACGUCCUGUGAAUCCAACAAGCAAUCUGUACUCUUCGCCGCCGGUCAUACAAACUAAAACCGCAUGA
Messenger RNA from Bombyx mandarina (wild silkworm), 2424 nucleotides. It is a transcript of the gene torso, whose product is annotated as tyrosine-protein kinase receptor torso. Gene Ontology annotation, cellular component: signaling receptor complex; plasma membrane. Gene Ontology annotation, molecular function: ATP binding; transmembrane receptor protein tyrosine kinase activity. Gene Ontology annotation, biological process: positive regulation of kinase activity; cell surface receptor protein tyrosine kinase signaling pathway; multicellular organism development. NCBI's taxonomy places the organism in Eukaryota, Metazoa, Arthropoda, Insecta, Lepidoptera, Bombycidae. The record is from RefSeq and is a predicted model, not a curated record.